Puma concolor (puma) is the source of this 1047-nucleotide messenger RNA. It is a transcript of the gene TAAR9, whose product is annotated as trace amine associated receptor 9. Gene Ontology annotation, cellular component: membrane. Gene Ontology annotation, molecular function: trace-amine receptor activity. Lineage: Eukaryota; Metazoa; Chordata; Mammalia; Carnivora; Felidae. The record is from RefSeq and is a predicted model, not a curated record. Gene Ontology annotation, biological process: G protein-coupled receptor signaling pathway.
AUGGUGAACAAUUCCGCCCAAGCUGCAGCUGUGGAACUUUGCUAUGAGAAUGUGAAUGGAUCCUGCAUUAAAACCUCGUACUCACCGGGUCCUCGAGCAAUUCUGUACACAGUCCUUGGUUUUGGGGCUGUGCUGGCCAUGUUUGGAAACUUACUGGUUAUUAUUGCUAUCCUUCACUUCAAACAGCUGCACACACCUACAAACUUUCUGAUCAUGUCCCUGGCCUGCGCUGACUUCUUGGUGGGGGUGACUGUCAUGCCCUUCAGCACAGUGAGGUCUGUGGAGAGCUGCUGGUACUUUGGGGAGAGUUACUGUAAAUUUCAUACAUGUUUUGAUACUUCCUUCUGUUUUGCCUCUUUAUUUCAUUUAUGCUGUAUCUCCGUUGAUAGAUAUAUUGCUGUAACUGAUCCUCUGACUUAUCCAACCAAGUUUACUGUCUUGGUAUCAGGCAUAUGCAUUGUUCUCUCUUGGUUCUUUUCCAUCACCUAUAGCUUUUCCAUCUUCUACACUGGGGCCAAUGAGGAAGGAAUCGAGGACUUGGUUGUUGCUCUCACCUGUGUAGGAGGGUGUCAGGCGCCACUGAAUCAAAAUUGGGUUCUACUUUGUUUCCUUCUAUUCUUUAUACCCGCUGUCGCCAUGGUGUUUAUAUAUGGUAAGAUCUUUUUGGUGGCCAAACAUCAGGCUAGGAAGAUAGAAAGUUCAGCCAGCCAUCCUCAGUCUUCCUCAGAGAGUUACAAAGAACGGGUAGCAAAGAGAGAGAGAAAAGCUGCUAAAACAUUGGGUAUUGCUAUGACAGCAUUUCUUGUCUCUUGGCUGCCAUACAUUAUUGAUGCCGUGAUUGAUGCUUACAUGAAUUUUAUAACUCCUCCUUAUGUUUAUGAGAUUUUAGUGUGGUGUGUUUAUUAUAACUCAGCUAUGAAUCCCUUGAUAUAUGCUUUCUUUUACCCAUGGUUUCGGAAGGCAAUAAAACUUAUCAUAAGUGGUAAAGUCUUAAGGAGAGAUUCGUCAACAAUCAAUUUGUUUUCUGAGGAAGCAGAUAUAGAGUGA